UCCAGCAAUGUUCCUCAACCAGAUCGUCUGGGAUCUUGGAUUCCGCUCACUCUACUUCACGCUCUGGACAUCCAGGUAGCAAGCGCAGCCUCUUGCCCCUCAGUCAACGGUACUGGUGGCCAUCCAUCUCCCAGGACCUCUCCCGAUGUGAAGAGUGAAUCAUGUUGUGAUGGAGAAGUGACGUUCUCAACAUCAAAAGAGCAACAGACAGCACAAACUCUUUUCUGCAUCACCUGUGGAAAGACAUUCAGCUCACAGAGACGUUUAGAGAAACAUGAGAGAAAACAUACAGAACAGAAACUUCAUUCAGAAGAGCACAAGGAGAAGAAGAAGAAGGAGUUUCACUGUCAACAGUGUGGGAAUGUUUGUGGCUCUUCCUGUAAUCUGAAUGCCCACCUGAAGAUGCACAGUGGUGAAAAGCGUUUCUACUGCACUGAAUGUGGCAAUUAUUUUAGCACCAAAGAAAAUCUUAAAGUUCAUCAGAAAAUUCACACAGAAGAAAAAUCAUACGAGUGUCCUCACUGUGAGAUGAGUUUCAGAAAAAAAGCCUAUCUGAAGACACACAUUAUUUUACACACCAAUGAGAAACCGUAUGAGUGCAGUGAAUGUGGAAAAACCUUUAGGGAUUCAAGUUCAUUAAAAUCACACCAGAAUAUUCACUCUGAAGAGAAACUCUAUCAAUGUUCACACUGUGAUAAAGUGUUCAGUCAUGAAUCUAAUCUUCUAGUCCAUGAGAGAGUUCACACUGGAGAGAAACCUCAUCACUGUAGUGUCUGUUGGAAGAGUUUUAAGAGUCAGGCAAAGUUUCUAGUGCAUCAGAGAACUCAUUCUGGAGAGAAACCUUUCAAAUGCUCUCAGUUUGACAAGAUGUUUACUCAACAAGAUUCCCUGAAGACCCACGAGAGAGUUCACACUGAAGAGAAACCUCAUCACUGUAGUGUCUGUGGGAAGAGUUUUAGGAGUCAGUCAAAGUUUCUGAGGCAUCAGAGAACUCAUACUGGUGAAAAACCUUACCAAUGCUCUCAGUGUGAGAAGACAUUUACUCAACUAGAUUCCCUGAAGACCCAUGAAAGAGUUCACAAUGUAGAGAAACCUCAUCACUGUAGUGUCUGUGGGAAGAGUUUUAGGAGUCAGUCAAAGUUUCUAAGGCAUCAGAAAACUCAUAUAGGUGAAAAACCUUACCAAUGCUCUCAGUGUGAGAAGACGUUUACUCAACUAGAUUCCCUGAAGACCCACGAGAAAGUUCACACUGAAGAGAAACCUCAUCACUGUAGUGUUUGUGGGAAGAGUUUUAGGAGUCAGUCAAAGUUUCUGAGGCAUCAGAGAACUCAUACUGGUGAAAAACCUUACCAAUGCUCUCAGUGUGAGAAGACAUUUACUGAGUCAGGUCAGUUAAAAUCCCAUGAGAGAGUUCACACUGGAGAGAAACCUCAUCACUGUAGUGUCUGUGGGAAGAGUUUUAGGAGUCAGUCAAAGUUUCUAAGGCAUCAGAAAACUCAUACAGGUGAAAAACCUUACCAAUGCUCUCAGUGUGAGAAGACGUUUACUCAACUAGAUUCCCUGAAGACCCACGAGAGAGUUCACACUGAAGAGAAACCUCAUCACUGUAGUGUUUGUGGGAAGAGUUUUAGGAGUCAGUCAAAGUUUCUGAGGCAUCAGAGAACUCAUACUGGUGAAAAACCUUACCAAUGCUCUCCGUGUGAGAAGACAUUUACUGAGUCAGGUCAGUUAAAAUCCCAUGAGAGAGUUCAUACAGGAGAGAAACCUUACAAAUGCUCUAACUGUGAGAAGACUUUUACUGAGUCAAGUUCCUUAAAAAUUCAUGAGAGAGUUCACGCUGAAGAGAAACCUUACACCUGCUCUCACUGUGGAAAGAGCUUCCCUGAUCCAAGUAGUUUUAGAGUCCAUGAGAGAGCUCACAUUGAAGAGAAACCUCAUCACUGUAGUGUCUGUGGGAAGAGUUUUAGGAGUCAGUCAAAGUUUCUAGUGCAUCAGAGAACUCAUACAGGUGAAAAAACUUACCAAUGCUCUCAGUGUGAGAAGAGAUUUACAGAGUCAAGUUCCUUAAAAAAACAUGAGAGAGUUCAUUCUGGAGAGAAACCUCAUCAAUGUAGUGUUUGUGGGAAGAGUUUUGCACGGCGUGAUCAUUUAGUGGGACAUCAGAAAACUCAUACAGGUGAAAAACCUUACAAAUGCUCUCAGUGUGAGAAGACGUUUGCUCGAUCAGGUCACUUAAAAAUCCAUGAGAUAAUUCAUACAGGAGAGAAGCCUUAUAAAUGCUCUCAGUGUGAGAAGACGUUUGCUCGAUCGGGUCAGUUAAAAAACCACGAGAGCGUUCAUACAGGACAGAAGCCUUAUAAAUGCUCUCAUUGUGAGAAGACGUUUGCUUGGGCAGAUCAGUUAAAAAUCCAUGAGAGACUUCAUACAAGAGAGAAACCUUUCAAAUGCUCUCAGUGCGAGAAGGCAUUUACUCGGUCAGGUCACUUAAAAAUCCAUGAGAGAAUUCAUACAGGAGAGAAACCUUACCAAUGCUCUCAGUGUGAGAAGACAUUUGCUGAGUCAGGUUCCUUAAAAAAACAUGAGAGAGUUCAUUCUGGAGAGAAACCUCAUCAAUGUAGUGUUUGUGGAAGGAGUUUUGGACAGCGUAAUUAUUUAGUGAGACAUCAGAAAACUCAUACAGGUGAAAAACCUUACAAAUGCUCUCAAUGUGAGAAGACGUUUGCUCGAUCAGGUCACUUAAAAAUCCAUGAGAGAAUUCAUACAGGAGAGAAGCCUUAUAAAUGCUCUCAUUGUGAUAAGAUGUUUGUUCGGUCAUGUCAGUUAAAAAUCCACGAGAGAGUUCAUACAGGAGAGAAACCUUACCAAUGCUCUCAGUGUGAGAAGACGUUUACUGAGUCAAGUUCCUUAAAAAAACAUGAGAGACUUCAUUCUGGAGAGAAACCUCAUCAAUGUAGUGUUUGUGGAAGGAGUUUUGGACAGCGUAAUUAUUUAGUGAGACAUCAGAAAACUCAUACAGGUGAAAAACCUUACAAAUGCUCUCAGUGUGAUAAGAUGUUUGUUCGGUCAUGUCGGUUAAAAAUCCACGAGGGAGUUCAUACAGGAGAGAAACCUUACCAAUGCUCUCACUGUGAGAAGACGUUUACCAGGUCAAGUUCCUUAAAAAUACAUGAGAGAGUUCAUACAGGAGAGAAGCCUUACAAAUGCUCUCAGUGUGAAAAGAGCUUCGCUAAUCCAAGUGUUUUCAGAGUUCAUCAGAAAGUUCACACUGGAGAGAAACCUCAUCACUGUAGUGUCUGUGGGAAGAGUUUUAGGUGUCGUUCAAACUUAGAAGUGCAUCAGAGAACUCAUACUGGUGAAAAACUUUACAAAUGCUCUCAGUGUGAGAAGACGUUUGCUCGAUCAAGUCACUUAAAAAUCCACGAGAGAAUUCAUACAGGAGAGAAGCCUUACAAAUGCUCUCAGUGUGAGAAGACGUUUGCUCGAUCAGGUCAGUUAAAAAUCCACGAGAGACUUCAUACAGGAGAGAAACCUUAUUUCUGCUCUCACUGUGGAAAACGCUUUGCUAAUUUCAGUUCUGUCAGAGUUCAUCUGAGAGUUCACACUGGAGAGAAACCUUAUUAUUGUACUGUUUGUGACAUGAGUUUUAAGAGUCACUCAAACUUGCGUGUGCAUCAGAGAACUCAUACAGGUGAAAAACCUUUUAAAAAGCUCUCAGUGGAAAAAGCUCGAUUAGAGCUGAGGACCCAUCAGUAAGUUCAUACUGGAGAAAAACUUUAACACUGUGGAGAAAGAUUCGCUUAUUCUGGAAGUUUUAAGACUCAAGAAGAAACAUGCUGAAGAACAAACUACACUGAAAUCAUCCUAGUGUCUUAAAGUCCUUACACCCUGUCAGUGUAUAUUCGGCGCAAAUGUUCAAUGUGAUAAUGCACUUAAACAAAAACCAUUGAUUUUUAUGAAUGACUUUACAUUAACCUUGGUUAUUUCACGGCACAAAAAAGUGAAGAUUAUUUUCCACAAUUUUGUCAAAUUUUCCCUCUUUUGCUCAACGAAGAAACAGGUCGAUUACUAAGAUCUGAGCAUUACCUCACGUUCCUGGAGCUGCUGCAAUUUUAAAGGGUGAGACGGUGGUGCUACAGCACACAAAACUGUAUUGACAGUGAAAACACACCAAUGAAAUGUUAAAGUCAAGACAAUUUUAUUUUUGUAAAGCUUUUCACAUUUGUUCAUUGUUCCAAAGCAGUUGUACAUGAAAUUAAAAUAUAAUUAUUUUAGUAUUAUUAUUAUUAUUAUUAAAAGAAUUUGAGCAACCUGCAAGUGCACAAGGAAAGUGGUCAGUUGUCGCAGGACAGUUAUCAAUUUGACAGCACGAGAAUGGG
Molecule: messenger RNA, 4376 nt
Organism: Paramisgurnus dabryanus
Lineage: Eukaryota; Metazoa; Chordata; Actinopteri; Cypriniformes; Cobitidae
Source: RefSeq, a predicted model, not a curated record